AUGUCUUCGAUUCGGAAUUCUGAUGGCUCCGGCCUGUCAAAUGAUCAUAGAAAGCUUGCUUCAUCCAAAGAAGUUCCGAAUGCAGCCUCACCUCAGUCUUCUUCUACACCGUCUACUCGUGUCUCGGCAGCUUCCGGUCCAUCCCCAAAAACAGGAGCAGAAGGUUCGACCGUCUCUGCUUCCAGUCCGCAAGGCACACAGGAGCACGACCAACCUCUGAGAAUGCCACCGACACACGAAGAUCCAUCCGACAAACCUGCAAAUCUUCAAGGCAACAUGAGUGAGCCGUGGACAAGCGUUAAAAUGGGACAGCGAAUGGACGAGUGUUCAGGAUCUGGAUCACAUAUCUCGGAUGCACCUCUGCAAGUGAGGGAGCACAGUCCCUGCCUCCAGCACAUCGGGUCUUUGUCACCUGGAUCCUCCAUCCUCCUCUACGUUGGUAGCGGGCUCCACUCAAAUACUCCACAGCCCUACACCCAGUUGGUCUAUCUUGACGACGAGGACAACCGGCCGAGCCAUCACGGCGAACAGCAGUAA
Messenger RNA from Cladophialophora bantiana CBS 173.52, 537 nucleotides. RefSeq lists its product as uncharacterized. The record is from RefSeq and is a predicted model, not a curated record. NCBI's taxonomy places the organism in Eukaryota, Fungi, Ascomycota, Eurotiomycetes, Chaetothyriales, Herpotrichiellaceae. The coding region runs from base 1 to 537 and encodes 178 amino acids. The transcript has 2 exons.